AUGGUUAACAUUUCCAAAUUUGGAACCCUAGGUCUGUGGCGCUAUACGUGCUCGAAGCUUUAUCUUGGUACCCGUCUCAUCAGUCUCAGGAGCAGAGAGAGCUUUCCAUACAGUAGAGUAAUUUCGCCACCUAUGCCGAUGGCAGGGCCUAGUCCCUGCUCACGUGGCCUAGACGGACAUUACUCGCCCUUGCAGUACCCCGAAAAUCAUGACGAACAGCUCAAGGCCAACUCAAAUCAAGCUCCAGGCUACUGCCCAUCUUCGGCGAGCAUGAAGAUGAACAUAGCUCGCGAAACGCGGGAUUUCCGCGAGGAAAUGCGGAAGAAGGCGAAUAAUGCGCGCGAGCGGAUGCGAGUGAAGAGUAUGAACAUUGAGUUCAAAAAGCUCGAACAGCUUUCAAGGAAUCACGUGUCUAUGGAGAAGCAGCCAACAAGGCUGCAGAUUCUUAGAAGCACGAAAGACACGAUUCUUGCGCUUGAGGCUAAGCUUCGUGUCCAAUUUGAGAUGGAAAAAGAAUUACGAGAAACUUCUCCCACACAGAAAGUCCCAAUAAUGAUUAGAAUGCGACGGAUACUUAUCAGGCAUCACCGACACGAUGAACGAACGCCGAUUGCGAUUAUGGACAAAACGUGA
Molecule: messenger RNA, 633 nt
Organism: Oikopleura dioica
Lineage: Eukaryota; Metazoa; Chordata; Appendicularia; Copelata; Oikopleuridae
Source: the annotation of a GenBank genome assembly